CGUAUGGCUUGAUGAUCUGCUCAUGGCCGUCGGGCCUUGCUGAGUUGCGGCCUGCAGCUACCUCGCAACAAUCCCGCCGCCUGUCUCCUCCACGCGAUAGCGAUACCAAGACCACCGGCCGCUGAACCUCUGCAGCUUCGUUUCCAGUGUCAUUCGCAACUUUGCGGGCACCUUCGUGCGACAAAAAACCUCGUGGCGACUCUGAGCCGACACUCCGACAAGUAGACCACCAUCUCAUCCAGCGACCCCUGAAAAUGGAACGGCAAACCGAGAGGCGGAGGGAGAGGUCCCAGAAGCCUGCGUCUUCGGAUGCCAAUCUGAUGCAUACAGGGUGCCAGUUCGAGGAGAUUGAUAUUGAGCGCGGUGUCAGCUCUACCGAACUGGCAGACGCGGCCCUGCCAAAUUUGUCUCAUCUGGAGGACAAUGAGUCUUGCGGCGGCAUCAAUGUCGAGCCCGAGGCGGGCAAAUUACCAGGCCCUGAAUCUUCAACAGACUCCUCUGCAGCCUCACACGAUUUGAAGAGUCCGCUUGAUGCUAUCGAUCGCGACUAUACCGUGGCGAACGAAUCCGACCCCUGGUUUCCUGUUCCAAAAUGGUCUCGAAGGACUUCGACAUAUGCCAAGCGGAUGGCCUUCAGGCUUUAUGCUCGAAUGUUUGAUGCGCUUUUGGCUACCACUGCCAAAGUUUCGGAAGGCAAAGCUGCUCCGACUGAGCAGAGGGAUUCUGCAUAUGCGUCAAUGCCUGGAGAUGAGCCAACCGCAUGCCCAGCCAACUGGGCACGCCAAUCGCAAAAUGUCCAGCCGGAAAUGAAAGCGUCCCUUGCCCGGGAUGCUGGAGACAUGGCUGAGGCCCAAACAGUCUGCUCAGAGCAAAGCUCUGUCGACGCAAACCGCGCUCGAGACUAUAUCUGGGAGUUGACUCGCCAUCUCUAUCAGCGGAUUCGGCCCUUACUCACAGACGACAAUGUAUCAUCUGCAGUGGGUUUGCUGCCUGAAUUGCUGUCAGCGUUUGCCCUGCAAAAGGGCCAGGAGUCGCAGGCUCAAGUUGACCAAGACAUUCGGUACUUUGUAUACAAGCAUCGGCUAAUAAUAGCACAAUCACUGGCCGCUUUCUACGAGACCGAGCAAGACCCAACCGCACAUUCGCUCUCGGACACGGAUCUCAUGUCGACAACGGAAAGAAUUAGGCUGAUAUGGAGUAGGGCAUCUCAGAAAGGCAACUCAUCAGUCCCUGAGGAGAGACUCAAUCCCGCUGUCGAUGCUGAUAGCGACAUGAACUCGCCUCAAGGCUUUUCGCAGUACCGGGAAGCGAUUACGGCCGGCCCGGCCUUCCAGUGGGUCGUUGAAGAACUCAAGAGAGAGCUCAGUCCAUCUUCAAGUGGUCUAUAUACCAUGGAGAAGAUAUCCAGCGACAUUCUAAAAGGCCUAUCUAAAGACCAGAAGAUUAGCAAGAGGCAUCUCUCAAAACCCUCGAAGCUGACUUUCAAUGUUGCAUGCGACAUCUUCGCAUACAUGGAGGAUCAGGGAUAUGCAAUCGAUGCCGAUGAGGCCCUCCCGAGAGCAAUUACGUUGACGGGCUCCAGCACCAACGCCCAAGCGCUGACUAUCAGGCAAUACGUGUGUCAGACCUGGCCAACGAUCAAAUGCAGCCUGGUAGAAGCUAUCCAGGUCGCCUUACGGGCAUACAAGGCUUAUGGAUAUAAUGCGUCCAAGCCGUUCAAAAACUCUUCUAAUUGCAUUGUCGAAGACGUCGGGACGGAGAUCAGAGUCUCUAUUGGCGAGAAGACGAUGCACGUUGAGACAGUUGGAACAGCUCGUUCAAUCGCGGAUAUUGGCAGCCAACUUGGAUGGCUUGCCACAACUCUCAGCUCCUUUCACCCGAAGGGCGUGAUUUCGUUCUGCCACCCGGAGAUUAGCGGCUUCAAUGCGCAUGUGAACGAGGACGGUUUCGACAACACCUUCGUCUGCAGAGUCAACACCGAAAUAGAACACUUGAAGGACAACCUACCCAGUGCCAACGGCCAAUGCUGGUAUCGCCUAUUCAACAACCCAGUUGUUGUGACUGGCUACCCGAUCAAGCCAAGAAAAGACUCCUUGGUUGAGGCCGGAUUGGAAUUGCCCUUUGAUAUGAUGGCAACUCUUUCAGAGUGCCAGUUCAUGACAACGUGGGGGGGAAAGACGGUGAUCAAGGGCUUCUCAUCAAUGCUGAUCCCCACAAAGGCGCAAGACAACGUCAUCUCUUGGCACUUGAUCGUCUCUGAAGCUGGAAAAAGGCUGCCAUACAGAGAUGAUCGAGUAUCGAAGGGGAUCUCUAUUGCUCCUCGAAUUCUCCCAAAGUUUCGCCACAUCCUGGGAUGGUGUUCGGAGGCGCAGAAUGACAUAGGAGCCCCUGGGGCAAACUACAAUAUCGGAUGGUCCGGCCUACCGCUGGCUGGAAAGGACGUUUCCCGGGGGCCUGUUACGACCAGCAUUGGCGUUGGCAGCUUUCUCAAGUUCAGUUCGGAUUUCGAAAGAGGAAACAGGGAACGCUUCAUCUCUGGCCUUACCGACAAUCAUUACGGAGCCCUCGUUCGACACAUCGGGCAGCAGCAUUUCCUGCUGUUCGAUGUCGAUGAUAAGCGUUGCUGGCUUACCGAUGGCUCCAGAGCUUACCUUCACCUCGUCAGAGCCUCGCUAUCGGAAGAUCACAGGGAAAAGCCCAACGGCUAUUACAUGGAUCAGAUCAGGAAACUCAACGAGUUAGCUCUGCUAAGGGAAAAUGCGGCUGAAGUCCUGUUGGAUGCUGGAACUGUAGACGCCGAAGCUGAGCGAAGGGAUCCUGGAUACUUCAGCUUAAACACGAGGAUACAACGCAUAGGGCUCCUUGUGGAGAAAAUCGUUGAUCAAGAGCAUAGGGCAGCAAACAACCAGAGUACCUCAUGGGGCAUGCCCGUCCAUGUCCUGGAAGGAUUCGACUUCAUGGAUGUGGCUACCCUUCGCGACCUGCGCCUCCACAGGCUGAAGCUACCGUUCCUAAAGUAUGGCGAUGGGUGGGCAAACAUCGUGUCGCAUCUUCCUGCAAUAACCCUCUUUGGAAAAGGGUUCGGAGAGCUCAUCAAGCCAGGGGCGAACAACCCAACAAGGUCGUGCGACAAAUGCGGGUUCGUGGUAAGGCUUCCUCCGGGUCGAAACCUCAUGGCAGUGUGUGUCGAGGUUCUGGAGAAGUUACUCAGGAUCCGCGGCAACAAGAACUCCCAUCCCUUGCAGCUGAUGAACGAAGUCUAUUGGCCAGCCCGAAAGCCUGUCUUUGAGCCCUGUGAGUGCACAGGCUCUGAUAGGCGUGGGAAGAAUGAUGGUCGUGUCCAAAUGCUUUCUAAGAAGAAGUCACAGGACACAUCAUCCUCAAGGCCAUUUGAGCUGGAGGUGAGGGGAGCAGUCAUCUUUGGCCACAGCUUCAGACUGAGCCUUCGGCCGAGACGCUUGCUUUCAUUACACGACAAGGCAUUCCCUCCACAUGCCAGCAGUGCACCGCAGACGACCAACCAGGUUCCAGUUGUGUGCGUCACUGCAGCACCCGAUGAGCCUUUUGAUGUGGACGAAAACGUGCUGUCUGACACCAUGAGCUCGACUACACCAAAUACCACCACGUGGUCGAAAACAGCAGGAUCGGUCUCAAACAAUACCACUAUUGAACCGCAGAUUCCAGCCUCAGCGUCAAGCUGUACAAAGACAGAUACUCUUGCUGCUGCUGCUGCUCCUCCACCACAAAUUGAGCCGAGUGUGCCUGCAAAGGCGCCUCGUAAAAGAUCUGCGAAAAGGGUGAGGGAGUUUUACGCAUUGACUUGGAAAAAUAUGAAGAUGAUCAGACGACGUCGAAGCAAAUAG
Molecule: messenger RNA, 3863 nt
Organism: Trichoderma reesei QM6a
Lineage: Eukaryota; Fungi; Ascomycota; Sordariomycetes; Hypocreales; Hypocreaceae
Exons: 4
Coding region: 255-3863 (1202 amino acids)
Source: RefSeq, a predicted model, not a curated record